Entrophospora sp. SA101 is the source of this 618-nucleotide messenger RNA. NCBI's taxonomy places the organism in Eukaryota, Fungi, Glomeromycota, Glomeromycetes, Entrophosporales, Entrophosporaceae. The record is from the annotation of a GenBank genome assembly.
AUGGUCUCUGAACGAAGGUUUUCUCAACAAUCAUCUCAUUCUAUCAAGAAUUAUUUUAAUGGGGAUUUAACCACCCAUGAUGCUAAUAUCUUAAAUUUCAUCAGGCAACAAUUUACCGAAGAAAACAUCUUAUAUGAUUCUAAGCUCACUGAAGGACUUGCUAAACUGAAUACUGAACUUAAUGCAUGUGAUGCUAACUUCACUGCGGAGGCGCAGAGAAUCUUGUCGCUGAUUAAUUCUUUUACCACGAGACUUGAUGAAAUUGAACAAGUUCUUGAAUGCUACAAUAACCACUUUGAUCAGCAAAGUGAAACGAACCUAUCUGAAGCUUCUUCCAAUUCACACAAUUCCUCUAUUAAUUCUUCUUGUUCUAAUUCCUCUGCUAGUUCUUCAGGAAUUACAUUAACUAUCUGGACUUGCUUUAAACAGAUCUUUGAUAGGGAUAUGGCUCAGAGAAGAUAUACUUUUGACGAAAUGUGUUAUUCCGUAGCCAUGCGCAUUCGUGAACUUGGAGGAGAUAUUAGGCAAUCAACGAUCAAAAACUUUUAUAAUAGAAGUAGUAGUUGUAAAUCAAAUACUGUGGACCAAAUUGGUUCAUGGAUAGAUAGUAUGGAGUAG